Molecule: messenger RNA, 21930 nt
Organism: Caenorhabditis auriculariae
Lineage: Eukaryota; Metazoa; Nematoda; Chromadorea; Rhabditida; Rhabditidae
Source: the annotation of a GenBank genome assembly
AUGAGACAGGAAGGAUCAUCGGACACGACGUCGUCGACAACUACAAUGCCGACGAGCAGCAGCUCCAACACAAAUCCUCCUUCUGCAAGGUAUACUCCGUUUUUUUUUUCUCCAGACUUGGAAGCCGAUUUGAGCAGAUUUGCAAAGAUAACUUGUUGCGUGCGCGACGCGGCUUUUGGCGGUAAAAGAAAAAGUCAAACGCGAGCCGCUUUUUUGAUUUUUCAUCUUUUCGGAUAGUUUUUCGAUAACUUUCAUUCGUUUACGGCUAUUUUAUUUUCGGACUUUUUUUUGACAGUAUUAAGGUGUUUACGGUUUAGGAAUACAUAUUUCUUCAUAAUAUGCAGAGGUGGAAGAAAUGAGGGACCCUCCCGGGCGCAACAUGCCCGCCUCAGCCAUCAGGCCUCUGAGAAGAAGUGAAAAAUACCACGUUUCAAAAGUAGGGCGAAAAUGGUCAUUUUUGUUCAUUUUUCAUUAAAUCGUGAAUUUCGCAAUUUUUUCAAUAAUUUUUCAAUUUUUCAGUGGAUACGAUGUCCAGUUGAAUUUUUUUAUGUGAGGUACGGUUAUAAUUAGGCGCAGACUUGUUCUGCGCCAUUUGGGUUUAGGCUGGGUUGGAAAAAAAAAUGAGCGUUAUGGUAGAAUUUUCUACAAAUCAAAUAUGUUGUAGAACAUAAACAUUAAAUUUUGAAAAAUUGCGGGGGGAACCCAAAUCCUUUUGUUUCGUGGCUCCCCCACGAUGGCGACUGGGUUGUUCUUUUCUUUAGGCGAAAUACUCCAGAUUUAUGGUUACGAACCCGCUGACUAGUGAGAGAAUAAAUUUACGUCGCCACCAAAUUGGAAAUUCAAAAAACCUUUUUUUAAAGCUUCGAAAACAAAGAUUUUACAAGAUUUUAGAAGAUUCCAAUUUUGCGCGUUCUUUUUCUUCCAAUGGCGUUUUUUUGCCAUCGCGGUUUUGGCCCCGGGCGCCCUGGGCAGCGACUUAUUAAGAAAUGGCCAUGGCGGCCUACGUCGGUUUAGAAAUGUAAACGUUUGAAAACGCUUAGGGGCGCCAUUUCUCCACUUCUGAAUAAUAUGAACAGUUUCAAGUCUUGGUUUUCAAAAUGGUCGUUAAAUUUUCGUAAAUUCCCUUUUUUUAUCCAAUUUUCUAUUAUCAUCAAACUGUUUUUUUUUAAUUGUUUAUUGAACCUUCAAUCUAAAAAUACAUGUGCAAUAGGCUUUCAUUAAGUUAACUGUGUUUAAACGGCGGCAGGAACUGUGGCUUAGGCAGAGAAGUUGUGAUUUUCGCUCGUAGAACAUCAGUACAAGAGAGGUCGUAGGAAGAAGUACGGUGCCGGCUUUCCAAAGGCCGAUGACAGAGAUUGAGGUUUUUUGCUGCAUGCAGCUCUCAAUUUUAUAUACCCCGGAGGGUUGAAAGGCUUGGUCGACCUUAGGGGGACUCGAACCUACGACCUUACGGACGUUAGAUAUCAGUCUUUACCAGCUGAGCUAUGCCGCCCCCUAACAUCAUCAUCAAUCAAAAAUCAUCAAAAAAUGCACUCAAUUCUUAUGAACACUAUUCUUCAACUUAAGAUCAAAUAAAAAAGUUUUACUUUAAAUUUACUAAAAAAAUAUAACUCAAUAAAAAAAGGAAAAAUAUGCAUCCUGAAGAAGUUAAUAAUCCGAUUGAACCAACCGACUUUUUUUGCUGGAUUGAUGCGCAAAUAAGGUUUGAAACAUCAUUUUCUCAAUUAUUUUUUUUGUAAAUUAUAGCUUCUAUGAUAUAGAUUUAUUUAAAAAAACGAAAUUUUCGAGGUGAAUUAAAAUAACAAAAAAAACCUUAUAAACAAUGAACGUCUGAGAGUUUUUAACAUAUUUCCUGUUAAGAAUGGAAAACGGCGUGAAGAUUCCCGUUCUGGCCGUCGGCACGUACCAUCGGAAGCCGGCGGCGCCGAUUCUCUCCGUCGCCGAACUUGCCGCACUUCCAAAACCCACCAGCGAUGGUACGUUUUUUUUUUUCCCCGCAGCUGCUAAAGUUUUUUUUUCUUACUUUCAUACUGCGAAUUUCCCAGCUGCACCUGUUUUCGCUUCUCUUCUCUGCGCGGUGCUGUUUUUGACUAUUUAUUUUUCUUAGUUUUCGGUUCCACUUUUUGUAAUCUUCCUAGUAUACUUCUCAUUACUUUUUUCAACUAAAACGGUGUGGUAAUUAAAUGUGUGGUAAAUGUGGUAAUUUAAAAAAAAAUUACAUUACAUUUUUUUUGAGAAAAUUUAGGAAACCUUCGAAAAUUUAGGAAAGCAUUUGCGGCAAUUGAUUGAGAAGAGGUGAUUCAAUCGCACUCAUUCUUGAGAUUUGAAUAAACUGAUGUUCAGAUGCCAAAGGACAUUUGUUCUGCGCGUCCAGUUUAUUUGUUCUUUUAUUUAAAAUCUAGUCAACUAAUUCAUUUUUUUGUAGUGCCACGACUUGAAUUUCAUGGAACGACCUUCCGCUGUUCCGAUGCGUGCGCUCGCGAAGCUUCUUUCGAAUCUAGGUCACGCUUUCAAUUGAUUGUUAUUACUGUGGGAGAACAUGAAAUUAGAGUACCUUGAUAAAGGAAGAAAAAAAAAAUUAAAAGCGCGACCAAGGUUCGCAAAGGCGCGCAGCGGAACAGCGGAAUGUCUUUCCGUGAAAUUUCAAGUCGUCGCACAUAGACUAUAUCACUAUCUUGUUUUGAAAUUCUACUGCAUAAUCAGGAUGGAGGAUGAAACUCCAGUAGUCACAAAAACUCGGGCAAAGUCGGAAUGGUGGAUGGAAUGAGUAAGACUGCCGCUAAAAGGGAGAGGCUCCAAAAAGGCCGAAAGGCAGCAAAAAACAGCAAAAAGGCAGCAAAAAGAGAGCCUUCAUCACCGUAAAAGGAACAUUUCUAUGGAGCCUUCCAGCAGCCUUUAUGGACCCUCGAAGGGUCUUUUUUACUUUGCCCUAAGAAGAAAGCUCUCGAUGGAGAGGCGAUUGUCGAUAAGGAAACAUUUUUUUCUCAACUAUAAGCGUUAAAUGACAUUUUUGUAAAUUUUUUGCUCCCCUUCUCUUCGGGCAAUUGAAAUUUUGUCUUUUCUAAGUGGCUAUGAGAAAUUUGUCGAAAAAAUAAUGGAACGGAUGGAUCACACCGUUUUACGACGCCUUCUUUGCAUAGGAAGUUGGAUUUGGCCCUUUGUACACAACCGACGAUGUCUCGCACAGAAAGGCAUACACGCCAAUUUGCCGCACCUCGUCUUAAACUCUGGCAAUUACAGUAGACGGUUGUUGGACAGGUAGUCGCGGUAGAGCGAUUGUUCUUCCACGCUUUUGACGAUGCCGCCUCAGCUGACCCUCCUGAAUACAGUGGGCAGCCGUGUGCUGAGUCAAUUAACCAAUUACUCUGCUUCCUGAGAUUCGUCUAUGUCAUGCUUUUUUAAGAGGUCUUUCAUUUUAUUCAUUUUUUUAUGAACUGACUAAUCUCUCUAUUCUCAAGUUUUACGGAUUCACUUUUUCAAACAACUCAAUAUGGAACACCAACCUGAAUAGAUUUAAAUAGAAACAAAACGAUCAAAAAAAUCUUCUGAGUAAGCGUUUUGGGAAUGCUUUUCUAGGAAGUUUGUUGAAGUCUGGCCCCACUCAUAUGGAGUUUUUAUUUCGCUUUUGCUUUUAAAUUCCUUUUUUUUUUUAGUAGUAGGCUUGUUUUAAUAAUUUGCAUUUAUUAUGAUAAAAUUUUAGAUUUGAAAGAAGAUUUGUCAUUAGAAAUAUUUUUUUGUAUAAGAAGGGUGAAAAGAAUCAUUAAAAGUGUGUUAAAUCUUUUUUCAUGGUUUUAAUGAGCGCAAACCAUCUUCCAAAGUUUUCCCUUCCGGUUGCCAUUUUUUUUUCCGAUUUGUUCGCCAAUACUUUUUCGGUGCCUACCUUAUUCGGUUAACGGUCGCCUUCCGAGUGUUAUCUGCCCCAGCGGCAUCUCGCCUCUUUUGUUGCACAACCUCGAUUCGGCUCUCAGCGACUGUUCAUAAUUAAGUCGAUCCAAUUAUGUGCCGUCAAAACGAAAUCAGAAGGUCGUCCUUGACUUCCUAAAGCGAUGUCCUCGCGGUAUUCAUGUUAGUUUAACAACGUGUGAGGUCGUUUUGUUGCACUGUCGGACCCCGUAGCGACAGUUUCGAAUAGUUUUCAGACGGCUAGUUUACCUUUAAUUGGUUAAUCUUGCAUAUUUUACCGCUUUUUGCUUUUAUAGGUGGCCUCGACGACGUUUUGACGAUCAUUUGCUCUGACAUAUGGCAGAUCUUUCUUAAAAGUGUCGGUCGUUUAAGAUCUCGUUUUGUGUUCAAUUUUUUUAAACUUUUUCAAACUCUUUGUUUUGAUAUUUUUCCUCGUGGAAUCUAUGGGAGCUUUUUGCCAUUUUUUCAUCAAAACGGAUUUCUUUUGAUUCAACUUCAGCAUUCUCGCAUAUUUAUGGAAGUUUGAGAAAAAAACAUUAUUUUGGGACAAUUUAAAUAAAAUUAAAUUUCAUCUAGGUAAAGAGAAAAUCUUACAAGCAUGAGAGAGUUAUAUUUAUUCAAAAGUUUUUUGAAGCCCUAUUUUUUGUUUAUCCUUUUUCCAAGCAAUUUGAGAAUAGGCCGUGUUUGUGUUCCACUGGCUUUUCGAAACGUGUACAGCUUUGAUAUCCUGACGAGCUUAGACCUAUUGGAUAAGGAUUUCAACCGACAAACGUGCCACUUUUCACUGCUGGCGUUACGAAAUAAUCACUUUUGAAACGAUAAGUUGGAAUGACUUCUACUACACCUUGAAUGGAGUGUAGCUCGAAUCACCGAACAUUCAAGGUGUGAGGAAGGCGCGGAAGGAGGUGGCGGUGCUCGAGGCAACUGUGUUUAUGAGGCAUGAAGGCCUUUUUCCGCCUCGAUACUCAACGUUCGCACUUGCGCGUUCAUCGGUCUGACUUCUCGUUUUGAUUUGCAACCACUUUUGUAUAUGUCUUUUGUUAUGCAUUGAGUGACUUUAUCCAUUUUUAUAUCAUAAAAAAUCUCUGAGUUGAAACCACGCUUGUUUUUGGUAGAGUUGAGCUUAGCCGUGAAGCUUGAUAAUAUUUUUUUUUCAAGCCCAACAAACUCAAUAUAUUUCUGCUUAAGGUGCAGUUUUUUUUUACGUUUUUUGUAAGUAAUAUAACUGAAAAUUAGAAAAGAAUAAUUUUUGUGCGCUAUCAUCUGUUGCUAAUGCGAUAACGGCCGCGAACGAUUUAUGAUCAAAAGGUCGACUUCUUGCAGCAUAUGGCUCGGACCCAUUAUCCCAGACGCUGCCUUCCAUCUCGGUUGCUCUAACUCUUCUCACCUUUUUCCGUCCUUGGAAACGCUUUUCAUGCGAAGUUGGCCGUGUGCCUUUUUUUCCCAUCAUUUACGCCGGCCCAAAUCGUCUUCCUUCUCCGUUGGACUGCGCAGAUCGCGUGAAUUCGUCGUGGGAAGCCGCAGUUUCCAUUUCUUUUUUUUUCCCCACUUUGGUAAGCAGUGAGACGUCGUCGUUGCGUAAUACUCGCUCACACGAACGAGAAGUUUACUUUUGCCUUGGCCAGGUCACCAACACAGCACCUGCGUCCACAUACUUCUGAUUUGUCAGAACCGGCUCCAUCAAAAGUUUUUUUGCAAACUUCAUUCGACUUUAUGAUUACCAAAUUUUAGUUAUAUUUUUCUCCCUCUGCAGGCGAUUUCGAAUUUCGCGGAGCCACUUUGAACACCAAAUUCAAAUUUCAAUCACUGGUCAGGAAGAAAAAAUGCCAUUUAUUCUUGUUCUGUUCUUGCUUUUUGCUCAUGUUAAAUUGUAGGAAUUCAAUUGCGAAAAAAUGUUUAAUUUAAAAGAAGAUACUUUUUCAUUGGAAAUAAACGGCGCCAUUUUUGUUGCGUGGGCCUAAUCCAGCAGGCCAUCGUAAAUGCUCACCGCCCUUGGCCGGAUGGACAGGUCCUCCGUCUGCGCUUGGCUUACUUUUAUUUGCAUAUCCAAUGUGUUACCAGUGCCGUCGACAGAUCAUAUUUGCAAGUCUUCAGAUUUCAAAACAAUUUUCUUCUCUUAAGUUUUUAUAUCUAUUUAUUUUCCCUGUUUCUUAGGUUGUCUUGUGCUUUUGGACUUCUCUUCGUGAUCAUUUCAAAGUUAAAACUUCGAUCCUCUUAAAUUUCGUCAUGUUCGUAAGACGCAUCAGUAUAAUUAUUUCAACAAGGUUUUGCCUUGUUUCUUGUUUUCACCUUUUCUCCAUCAAAUAUUCUAGCAUCUCUUUUUUCAUUUUUCGCUCGAAAGAGUUUAUAUCAUGAAAUUUUCUUUGCUAUCCUUUUUCAAGUCAACGUGUUAGAUACUUUCGACGAGUGGAAAGAACCAUAGAUAUCCAAUUAAUCUAUAUUCUGCUCGGAUGAUGGUUUUAAAGACCUUUUUAGUAUAUAUUCUUUUUUUCUUGUUUUCCGUAAAAGUUUAGAAUGAGCUAACUGCUAAGUUCUUUAUGAAAUGAAGAAUUAAAAAAAAGUUUUCAGUUUGGCUUUUUUUUUUGAAUGUCAACGACCUCCUUUGAAUAUUCUCCUGUUCAAGCGUCACGCUCUUACAUGGCGUUAUAAGAAGAAAUUCAUACCGAGGGCUUCUGAUCUAGCACAGACCACCGAACUCGGCUGUCAAUCACGUCGUCUUCGAACUUCUCUGAAGGUAUUUUCUUGGCGAGACGGAGAUUGGAGUGUCUCCGGCCGAGAAGUGCAGCGGAUUUCGGCUUGCAACCCAAUAGUCAGACCACAUGUGUCCUUUCCGAGUUGGAUAUACGCGGAGGCGGGGCUUGGGGGUGCCAAAGAGUCGCCGGUCACUCGACUGUUUGUGUAUAUGAUUUGCUCGUUCUCGCACAUGUUGUUCUCCGCUUCUCCUUCUCUUCUUUUUUUUUUCUUUUCCAUCAACGUCAGUUUUGGCCUUUUUUUCCCCUUUUAACUGUGAGAAACUAAAAGAGUUGGUUUUUUUUUGCUUGUUAUUUUAAUGACUGAUUGAGUGACGAGAGCGAAUGAAAUUGGAGGAGAAAGGAGAUUUUUUUAUAUUACCGAGCAACCGUUUCGGGUCUUGAGAAAAAAAAAAACAAUGUUUUGAAUAUUCUAGCCUUUUUCAGUAGCGGAAAAAUGGUGAGUAUUUUUUUGUUUUUUUCGUCCGUAACUUUGUCUAUGCGCCUUUUUGUGUUUAUCAAAACCGCAAAAAAAUCAAAAAUCAUUCAGCAAAGCCAGUAAACCGGUAAAAAGACUUCCAAUUGAAACAAUUGAGUAAAACAGAUCUUUUUUUAAAAACAAAUUGAGUAAAACAGAUCUUUUUUUACUUCUUAUAUUUGCUUCUUCGAAUUUAAGUUCAAAAAAAUUUUUUUUUAAGGAAGUUAUGAAUUGAAAACCAAGAAAAAAAUUCUCACCAUUUCCAGCUACUGUACAUCCUAGACGCAAUGAUUGAAAUAUAGGAUGAAUAGUAGUGAACAGCGGUAGAAAAAAACCGAAAAAAAACGGAGAAAUAAUUUUAAAAGGAAUGUAAAGAACAUAAAGAUCAUCGAUUGGCAAAGGAGAGGAUAAGGACGAACGAUGUUCUGUAGUGAGAGGUAUAGCUAAAUAUAGCAGAGCCUAAUUUUAGUUUUUGAGAGGGGGAAUAGACAAUCUUAGGAUUUUUUUAAUCAUUGUUUAUUGAGAGAAAUUGCACCCCAAUUUUUUUAUGAUGUUCGAGUUUUGCAUAAGGUAUUGCGUCAAAUUGCGGAAGUUGCGACGAGAAAGAAGACAUCUGUUCGGAGAUUCAGUGUAAUGAACAAAAAGAUCUCCGAGCCUAACGGACAUCAUCUACUACAAGUUGUCUUCUCCUCUUUCAGUUACACUUUCUUCUUUGAAAAACACCGACCAGUUUUGCAUCAAUUCCGGGGUUUUUUUUCAGCUCUCUUUUCAAUUUUGAGUCAUUCAAAACUUUCCACUUUAUGAAUCCGACCUUGAUCAAAGAGGAGUGAGAGGCGCUGUUGUGAUGCGUCAGCGAUGGUCAUCAAGCUUUUUCGUACAACGCAAAGAACCUUCUUCUCGUGUCUCACACUGCUUUUCUAUCACCUUUACUAGUUCGGUAUUCAUCGCGACGUCGUGAUAUAUCAAAUAUGCUUGGCGGCUGUUGUGGACUCGUGUGAAUCGCAACAACGGGCGAGGAGGAGGGGGAAAAUUGGUUUCUAUCGAGUUGGAAUCCUACGAAAAAAGGCGAAGAAUAAACGAAGUUAUAUUGGGAUGCAGGACCCACGAGACGCUCAUCCGAGGCCCACAAAACACCUUUGUCACGGUGUCUGCGACCAGUUUAAUUGCGUCUCAUAACACAUCGAGGCUACAACUUUCGCGGCUUUCAGAAUUUCGCUGUUCCUCACUCAUUCUUUCUACAUCCUCCUUGUUCCAAUUCAUGAUCGAUUAAAUUUUUCAUCCAAACCGCUUUCUCUGUGUCAAAUUUUCUAUCGGCCAAAAAUUUAUUUUCGAAUUCGCUUAUUUUGUCAAUUACUAAAGGGUUGACGCAGGUCGAUGCCUCAAGUUUCAAUUAAAAUUUCGCUAAACUAUUGCUAACUUUAUAGACGCUGUUUUUCCUAAAACGUACACUUCAAGUGCACGUUGAGGUCGUCGAAAAUUUUCUUCCUUUUUCAUUAUCUUCUUUUUUGUCUCUAGGGAAUGCAUGAGGUAAAUUUAUUAGGUCGGAAACAAACAAAAAGAAAAAAAAGCUGUGCCACCUUCAAUCACUAGAUUUCAAAAAAAGUUCAAAUUGUCAAUUUAAACAAUAAGCUUUCAGUUUUAUCAUCGAGCUACGCUCUAUACAAAAAUUGCAAAGUUAAAGCAAUAAUUUUUAGAACAAAGUGAAAUGCAUUCAAAGUUUCUCAUAUAUCACCAAUCCAAUAGUUGUUUUCGGGGACUUUGAGUUGAAAUGGUCUAAAGUCACUUGGUGAUCAUACUUGGGUGAAGCUCAAUCAGUUCAUUUCGGGGCAGUUGGACGAUGACGAACGGCUGACAAACAAUGAUCAAUUAGGUGACGGUAUCGGAGCUGGAGCAUCUUCUCUGUUGCGCAACCAAUGUGUCUUCGGCCGAUGUUUUCCUUGAUAGCCCGUUCCCAUUACGUCUGCGUGUCCAUUUUCGCGCCAUACCCAUCAAUCGUAUAUAUUUUUUAUUUGUGUUUUAUGGGGCCAUGACAAUUUAUUAGCGGAUCCUACAUCUGUCCUUGAUUCGAAUUUCAAACUUGUGUUCUACAUAUAAAACUAGGUUUUCGCUUUUAUUUUCAGUUUUGCAAUUGCUAUUUUUUUCCAUAUAUAACUGGAAGAGGUUCUGUUAUUUUUCGGACUGUAAUUUCCCUUUCCAAAGACUUUCCAGUGCUCUGGGAAUGAGACUUUUAUCGCGUGAAAGCAGCUUGAAGUCUUUUUUGAAGCUGUCAAUUUUUUUCCGUUCUUUCGCUUGAGUUUGAGAGUUUUAUUCCUCAUAUCUCAGAUUAUUGUAGCUUUGCGUACCUAUUAAGUUUCAGAGAGAAACUUCGCCAGUCGGUCUGAGGGUGAAUCGAACAGUUCAGAGAUGCGCGGUCCGCCACCAGCGUGGCAGCCACCGCGACCCCCAGGCAAAGCACCAGACCACGACUACACCAACGACUACGAGGACCCCGAGGACAUGGCCAAACAAAGAGGUAUUUUAUUGCGGAGAACUUCUUCUUCACUCUGAGAGCAUAUUUCUCGAAGAAGUUGUUCAGUUUUUCAACACCUCUAAAGUAUCAACGUCGAAGAUACAUGGGUGUGUUAAAUAUUGCCGAUUCUUUCAAGAUAAGGCAACAAAACUAACGAACGGAUAGCUGAUACGAACUGGCUUAACUUUGAUCUAAAUUUUUAUUGCAUAUAAUAUUUUGAACAACUUUGUUCAAUCAUAAAGUUUCUCUAAAAUGUUUUCGAACCAAAAAAAAAAAAGACUUGGAUUGUUGAUAGUAAAUUUUUAUCAGCUAUGUUUCAAAUAUAAAUACGUGCUAGAAGAUCUACAACGGAGACUAAAUAGUAUGCAAAGACUUCUCCGGAAAGAAAGGAUCAAUUGUGAACAUGUGUGGUGUCGGCAAUCGCUGACACCGGCCGACCCAAUGAUUCACAAAAGCCACGCCGCGCUUUUGGCACUGCUGCUUUUGAUGAAUUCUUCUUUUCAUGGCCGCAAUCUGGGCCACACUUUUGCCGGCCAACUUUUUGCGGCCUUUGAAAUAUUCAUGAGUUCCUGUUGCAGAUUUAUCGCGUGAUUUGCUGCUGAAAACGACGUCUGCCUUCAACUCCUACGAAAUGUCCUUGUCACAACAGGUGCUCUUUAGGGAAAAUUAUAUUCAAUUUUGUGGUGUUAGAGGGAAAAGAAUAUUUCGACCUCCGCAUGCGAACAGAAACUACGAGAUUUGUCUGUGAAAGUUCGCAUUAGCAAUAAGAUAUGAUCAAAAAGAAAACUAAAUUCAAUGACAACAUUGAGAUCCCGAAUACAGGAUCUUAGUUUUCUCUAAUUUACACGCACUUUUCUUGCGAAUACUUUUUUUUUUAAAGAGACGAUCGGCUGAAGCUUCGUCGCGAGAACUGAUGGCGCCUCCGAUGGAGUCAUGGUCGGCUGAACCGGCGGUUCUACACAAAAACUCGGACGGCGCCUACUACAUCCCCAGCGGUUCUUGUGAGUUGUUUUUUUUAUGAGUCUUUGAUUGCAACUGAAGUGGUUUGUUCGUUGCGCAAUCUUCUCUUUUUUCGCGGCUUCUUUUGCCAUUCUACCACUACAAGUGUCAUUGAGAAUUUCCGAGUGGCUUUGUUUACCUUACUCGAAUGGCCGAUCCUUGUUUGGAAAGUCAGAAAAACUCCUGAAAAAAGCCGCUCAGCAUGCAAAAAUCUCCGUAUUUGGUCGGUUGGUCAGAUGAGAUUUGCAUAAAUUGGAAAUGUCCGACGUAAGGAAGAAGCAGCAGCAGUUGGGAGCGGUAUAUUAUGCUUAUUAAAGGAGCACACGAAUAACUAAUGGGUAGUAGUGGUCACUUAAUCGCCGCUGCAAGACGCUGGCGCGUUAAUAAGAUUAGCCUCGCAAGGCGGACAACUUCGGCGGCGGUUAUAACGCCUGAGGAGACUUGCAAAACAACGACGCGAAACGGAAAGGGCGGGGCGAUUGGAGACCUCUCAUGAGCUUCUGGCAGCUCACUUGACAUGGCGGAGGUGCUGCUGGACGACGUCUCCGAGGAAGAAGACCUCUACGACUCGCUGUCUAGUCCUUUGACACGCGGCCAGAGAGGCUUUUUUCGCGUUUCUGAAGCUCCAUAUGCGUUUCGCGCGAUCUCUCAGUAUUUACCGACAGAAGAGCGUACGAGGCUAGAUAUUUCGAGGCUCAUUUUGAUUUUGCAGUGCGAACCACGUCAUCCACCCUUUCGCCGACGUCUGUCACAACUGGAACGACGACGCGGUAUCACGAGCCGUCAGUUUUUCUUCAUUUAUUUUUUCUUUGGGUCGUAAAUGAAACAAAAUUCUCUAUUAAUGGCUGGUCCAAAAACAGAUAAAUCGUUGUAAAAAGAAACUUUUUUAUUUGAGCCGAGGCCGCUUCUGUUAACCAAACUUAGAAAUUGUAUGUUACUGGCAGAAUGGAGGUGGCCAAGUAGUUUUUGAACCGAUUUAUCCAAAAAAUGUAUUUCUAUGCUGGUUGUCCAUCUUUCAAUAACCUUUUACAUUUUUUUUAAAAACUUGUCCAAUUUCAGUGAGUUUAUAUCAAUGCUCGCAAAAUGAUGAGAAAGUCGUUCAAUUACCAUGUCUUUUUUUGGAAUUUUUGUAAUCGAAUUUUUUUAGUCUCAUCCCGUUUUUUUUUUUUAAAAAAGUACGAGAGAAUAUUUUUCAAGAUUCAAAUUUUGUUUUUUGGCUCUGAAUUUAAAAAAAGGAAAAAAGAAUUUACCUAUGACUACUUCAAAGUAAUUUCUACUCUUUGACUGUUUCCCCAGCGCACCGUCUGACCUAAUCCAAAGUGCAGCUGUUUUUGGAGGCUCACUUUGCGCCAGUCAGUCGCGGUCUUACCGAUGUGCAAACCAUUAAUUGACGUCGUUAACCGCUUAAGCCAGCCUCCUGGGCGAUGUGCCAAACUCGCGUUGCUUCCGUUCGUUCAGCUCAAUUAGACCACUUAUUCAGAAUUUUAAUCUGAGAACCGCGCGUCUAUUCCUUUUCUAAUAAUGUUUAUGGUGUACACCAGAAAUAUGUUUUAGCCUAUAAGAAUAUUCUACUUUUUGUCCGACGUUUCCAAGUUCAUUCAUAAAAAGUACCAAAAAAAAAGGAUAUUUUUCGUUCCUUUAAAAGGAUUCUUUUUUUGACUUCUGUCUGAUGUCUCAAUAUAUUCCAGGAAAAGGUGCGCACAACCUCAUGAAAAUUUAACAAAGGAAUCACCUAGACGGAUGGUAGGAAUUGGUGUGAACGUAUGGAUAUGGAUGUUUACCCAAUGCAUGGUCCCAAUGAAUGGGAAAUGAGCCAAUGAAGAUGAAGGCGUACAAAACUUUUCUUUUCUAAUUUCCUUGCAGCUGGAGCGCUGGCCUUAGAAGGGAAUAUAACAAGAGCAGUUCAGAAACCUCAUAACAGCUUCAGAAUAAAGUAUUCUCAAAUAUCUUUUUAGGUUGAACAUUAAUUUCAGAGAGAAACAUCUUUUUGGCUAUGUUUUGAAAUUUGAUUAGUCAAGAAACGGCUAAACGUGGAACGAAAUGACCCCAGUGGCAACGAAAAUUUUCAUUAGUCGGGGCUCGCAGAAAUACCCAACACCCUAUGUUCGAUCGUAAAAACUUGUCUUCUUUUCGUUUCGAUAGCCUUUUCGCAAAAUUCGUUCAUUUUUCUUUUACACGUAGUUUUUCUUCCUUUUUGAAUUCUUGAAACUCCGGAGCAAAAUUUUAAAUGUUUGCUUGGGUGCUUCGAAAGAGAAAAAUCGACUUAAAAAAUCGACAAAAAAAUUUUAUUUUCUUUUGAUUAAAUAGUUCAAUAGUUAUGAGCAUAAAAAAAAAUGAAGUUUCGUUUUGAAUGCCUUUAUUUCGACGCCUAAAAUUAGGGCGAAUCCUAUUUGGUCGGCCACAGAGAAUCAAUUAUUCCCUUUGACAACUGUAGCCAAAAGACUCCUUUAAGGCCUCACGCUUUGGGAGCUCCCUCCACGUUUUCUGAUGCUUCGGCGACGCUUCUCAAGUACCCCAACACAACCGUCUCCGUGACCCAAGCCAGAAGGUUUGCGGCUUUUUUUCGUUUUUGACUUAAUUUUUUCAGGAGACAAGUCAAAAUGCCGUCGGUUGAGAAGAAAGAUAAACCAGUCUACCGCAAAUUUUCACUUUGUUCAAUUUUACUCUGUAUCUCUUUGUUGUUAGCUCUUCUAGUCAUUUCAUUGUUAUUAUGUAAGUUCCUGUUUUUUUUUUCUGAUUAGAAUACUUUUUACAGUACGGGCGCCUUCAUACGUGUACACAGAGCCGUCUCCUUCAGCGGUCGGCGACUCGGUCAGCAGGUACCAAGAUCUGGGGCUCCGUGCACUUCCGUCGAUGAUCAGCCUUGGCGAGCAGAUCCAUGCCGACUUCCUCCCUAAACACAUGGCCAACACGUUGGUGUUACUCUUAAGUGCAACUGAAAGAUAUGGAUUUUUUAGAGAGCUGUUCAUCGCUCGUUCAGCUCGCGUUGCAUUCAACGUGACAGUUGGCAGCGGAGCUCAGUUAGUCCUUCUGACGCGAGCUGGAGCACCGCCCUCGUUGUCGCUGCACGACGAGCUUUUCUCUUUGCGGGCUGAUCGCAUGGGCGUCGAGCGAAAUCCCACACACCAAAUCGAAGAAAAACGUUCGAAACGAAGCGUUUCUGCUCCCUUGCCACACUAUCAAAUACUCGUAAGUUCGUUUCGCAGUUUGAGAUGACUUCUUCGGUUGCAGUCUCCACGUUCUGGAACUUUCGAGCAGUUUAUGCUAGAAGGUCGUCAUUUCCUGAUGUUCAUCAACGAACGCAAUCGAGUCGAACCGCUUGCCUUCGUCGCAGCUGUCACUACUCCUUCCCCCUCAUCAAGGCAGCAUAAAUCCGGCGAAGGAACCGCGGCAACGACAACCGCCUGCGAAUCCAACUGCAAUAAUCGUGGCGAAUGCGUCGACGGCAAGUGCAAGUGUGUCGGUGGUUACACGGGCGACGCUUGCGAGGAGGGUUUUCGCAACCUUUCUUAUAUUGUGCAUCGGAAAGUUCAGCGAUAUGUCCUGUCGUGUGCAGCGGCAACGGAGUCUUCUCAGGCGGCGUCUGUGUCUGCAGGGCCGGCUUCAAAGGCAAAGAGUGCGACGUGAGGUCCAACUGGUGUGAAGUGCCGGACUGCAACGGUCGCGGCGUGUGUGGCGACGAGGGAAAGUGUCGCUGCGAAUUCGGAUGGACUGGAGAUUCCUGUGAAAAAGUUCGCCUCUUUUCAGAGCGUUUCAUGGAAAAAAAAAGAUCUUUUAUUUUUGGGCAUUGUUGUUGUUCUUCUUUCUUUGUCAAUUUUUGUUUUUGAACUUUUCUCUCACUCUUUCUCAAGGAAAUUAUCACGCCUUUGUUCAGUUGCUAAUGAUUUAAUUUAAUUUUCUUUUUUUUAGAGCAGGAUGUUUUUUUCUGUUUCGGAAGCAUUGAUUUAAAAAAAAAUAGGAGGUUUCACAGAAUAUUUAUCUUGUAAAUUGAAGGGUUAUAGGCAAUAUUUAUCUUGUAAAUUGAAGGGUUAUAGUCAAUUUUUUACGACUUGAAAGGCGAGAUGGGUCAAUUGGAAAAGGUGAAGCGACGCGGCUUGACAUUCGAGGUCAAACGCAUGGUAAUGAAGAAAAAAUUACGCUCUUUAUUAUUUUUAUACUGAACUUUUCAAAACCACAAAAAAUUGCAAUUCAUUGAAGCAUUUUUCAAAGGGAGAGAAAAAUAAGGGCUCCCCGCCAAAAGCCGCGCAACGCUUCACCUUUGCCAAUCUGGUCAUCUCGCCUUUCAAUUCGGGAAGGAUUGACUAUAAAUGUAUCUUUUUCUUCUAUGCUGCGACUUUUCACGUUCAAACUCUUCUAGAAAGCCUGCACACAUCCGACAUGCAACGAUCGCGGCGUUUGUGUGAACGGAACUUGUUAUUGUCUGGAUGGUUGGCAGGGCGUCGAUUGUCAUACGGUAGUUGAUUUUGUGUGUGUGUCUUCGAACUGAGAAUGCUCUCUGCAGUUCGUAGACGUCACAGUCAGGAAAGAAGCGUCAGAAACGACAGAAGCUCCUCGAAAAGCGCAGUCUGAGAAUGCUGUCAAGAAAUCCAACAAACCGGAAGCCGCUGCUUUCGACAGCACUAGAAAAAAAGAAGAUCCGCCAGUAAAGACACCUUUCUCGAGUUCUACUUUCAAUGAAUCGGUACAGGUUCGUUUUUCCAUUUAUUUCCUCUUUAAUUGUCAGUUUCAAGCUAUCGAUUGAAAAAGAUUGUGUGGACGAAGACUGCGUAUGCGACUCUUUUGAAAAGUGUAGCGCAGGUUUCUUUUUUUUUUGCGAAAGUUUUUUAGAGAUAAUUUCUUCAGUUGUUUGCUCCGGCUGCGCAAAUGGCCACUGCGACGAGGCUGGAGUCUGUUACUGCUGGAAAGGCUGGACCGGAACAGCUUGCGACGUGGAGAUGUGCUCCGUCGGAUGUUCGGACCAUGGGAAAUGUCGCGACGAUGGGACUUGCGAGUGCGACAAAGGCUGGAACGGCGACAACUGCUUCGAGCAGGGCUGUCCCAACGACUGCUCUCAACGCGGCGAAUGCACGAGAAAGAUCGGCGAGCGCUGGUCCUGCGACUGCCAAGUCGGAAGACGCGGCGACGACUGCGCCAUCCCCGUUGAGCUUCAUUGCGACGAUGGCCUCGAUAAUGACAACGGUAAAUGCUGAAAAAGAAAAAAAAUUUCUACUAAAUAUAGAUAUCAGUUCAAAAUAGGGUAAAAAGUUGAGAGUACUGACCAGAAGGUCGUGUAGGUUUCAUAUGACCUUUGCCAAUUUUGAAUUUUUUUCUCUAUCUCAAUUAGUAUCAGUUAAAAAAAUUUUUUUUGAAACGUAGAUUCAAAAAAAUCAGUAGUAAAAAUAUUAUUUACAAUCGUUAAGAAUAAUUGGUAAAUUGAAUCUAGCAAGUAAUUUAAUUACCGAUGUAAUUUAAAAAUUAUCUUUGAGCUGGCUCAAUUUUUUAGUUGAGAUAACAGUCCAAUUGAAGUAGUGGAUAUACCGCAAAAAGUCUUUGGAAAUAAAUCGGAAAAAAAAGUUGCGAUGAAUUUUGGAAACCUAAACUGUCAAAUGUUAUUCCAUAAUAUUGACAUGUGUGUCUGAAGAGCCGAGGUGAUUUGAAAAAAAAACGUAGUCAAUUUUCUUUCAAGUUUUUCUUUAAAAGUGAAUGAAUCAGACGGAUUCGUUGACUGCGACGACCCCGAGUGCUGCGAAUCGGAAUCUUGCGCGACUGAAAGCGUGUGUUCAACGUCGCCGUCGCCGUCGGAAGUCCUUCUCCGGAUGCCCCCAGUUCUGAACGCACAUUUCGACCAAGUUUCCUUAAUUCCUUUUCUAUUCAACAUUUUUCUUUCAGCGAAUCAACUUUUUGAUCAAAGAAAAGUCGGUGCAAGUUUACACAGACCCUAACCAGUUUAACGAAACGUAAGCCAAGAAAAUAAUUUUGUAUGGAAAUGAGGAAAAUUUUGCUCAGAUUGGUUUCUGUUGUGCGAGGCCGAGUGAUGUGGAAUGGCGGCAGCGACAAGGAAACCAAAUCGAAAGUGCCGCUGGCCGGCGUCCGAGUGAGUCAUUUUCAGAAGGGAAAUCAGAACGAUUUUUUAAUUUGAAGAUGGAAUUGAAAUAAAUGAUUUUUCUCGUUAGAACCAGAUUUUUGAUUCAUUUUUUAGAACCAUAAUUUUUUCAGGAUUCGCUUUUACAAUUCUAUCUUUGUCUUUGAAACUCUUUCUGCGCAUAUUUGAAGUGUUUGAGUUAUUUUAUGUGCAACGGAUGGUAAUUUGAGGUAUGGGACGCUUCUCAUCCGCUGUACGGGUUCACUUUGACGCGCUCAGACGGCUACUUCGACCUCGUCGUCAACGGCGGAAGGUCGAUCGGCUUGCAAUUUCUGCGCACUCCUUUCCACGUAUCCCACGAACCCACCACCUUUUCAACCUCCAUUUUUUUUCAGAGUGUCAAGAAGAAUGUUUAUGUCUCUACACAUGUUAUCUCACACAUCGACGAUGUCGUGAUCGGCCGAGAAAAGGUUUCUGAAACCCCAAAUGAGACCUAAAUUCUGAUUCCAGACGCAGACCGCAGAACUUCCGCCACGAGCAAAGUGUACUCCUGCGACUAGGCAAAUCGGCGACGUGGUGAUGAAGUCCUCGUGGCAAUGUGCCAGCGAUGGAGUUGUAGUGAGAACUGGAGACGAAUGGAUCGGCUCGAGACUUGUCGUCGACACACGCAGCAUCGUCGAGCAGUUGAGAGACACUUUCUGACUUCAACCGCUUCUUUUCUUCCAGAAUCCCGAUCCCUGGUUCGUCGUUGAACUUGGUCUACGACUCCUCUAGGGUCCCGGCCACGAACUCGACGUUGAUCAUCGGAAUCCUUGGAGUCGAUAUCGACGUAGAGCUUCGUCUCGUUCAUCUUAUCAUCGACGUAGCUGGUCGUCACUUCGAGUUCAAGUGCGUUUUUGGAAAGAUGUUCGAGGAGUGAAUGGAUGUUCAGACUAGCACCGAAAGUCAAUCUGACGCACGUCUUCGCUUGGGAUCGCAUGAAUGCUUACCGGCAAAGCGAACACGGCGUCACGUCUGUUUUCGGUCAGAAAUAUCUCAAAUCAAAGUUUUUUUAUGACUCUAAAAAUGAGAGAGGGAAAUUCGAUGAAGCGAAAAAAAAAGCUUGAGCAAAGGAACUAACUAGGGAAAGUUUUUGACCCCCCGUUUGAAAUUUUGAGGAAACUUCGGUGAAAUUUACUUUAGGGCCUCCUGAUUGCAGAGCAAAACUUCUCGCAAUAGAUUUUGUUUUCGAAAUAUGGAGCUUCAAAGUCCGCAAAACACACGAAUUAUGACAAACGCUUUCAAGCUUUUGAAGCGUCCAAACUCUUUUUUUUUCAUUUUCUGCAUGCAGGAGGUCCUAAGUACAACUCCGCGAAGUUUCAUGAAAUUUUCAACCGGGGUUUAAAAACGUUCCCUUGUAGGUCAUUAAACUUCGGGACAAGCUACGCCAGUCUUUUCAUUUAUUCAAAUUUUCUUUUUGCUUUUUUUCGAUAGUUAGUUGUUACAAGUUUCAGAGAAAUUGACUCAACUCUAGAUCUAUCUAAAAUCGUUUUUGUCUUUUAUGCUUUUUAUGCGAUCAUUCAUAUUUUCCAGAACUUGGACCCAUGCAAAGAUCUUCCAAACUAUUUUCAGUCCGCAUUGGCUUCGAAUAUCGGGGAUGCAGUCGUGAAAGUGAAAUCGUGUGGAUUUCUCGCAGAACAGAAAUGAUGGGUGCUACUAGCCGCAAAAUGGAAGGAACUUCUUGGACAAUCGACGUUCAUCACUUUUUCGAUGUAGUCAACCGUAAGCAGAUUUCUUUGAACGGUACUUCAAUUUUUGAGACGUCUUUCAGAUAUCGUCGAGCUGGGGAACGGAGGUGUCAGAAUGUUGGAGAACGACGAGCAACGAGUAGAGACGGCGCUUGGACAAGAUGAGGUGAAAAGAGACAUCGACUGUGGGGAAAAAUGUGGAGGAUCUGCCGAGAAGGUUCUCAUCAUUUCAAAGACCUCUUGCAAGUCUUUGUUGAAGGUUUCCUUGUUCCGACCAACGGCCCUCGCAUUCGCCCUCGACGGCUCUUUGAUUGUUGGAGACCACAAUCUCAUCCGCCGUGUCGCUCCCGACGGAACCGUAAACACGAUUCUCACUCUGGGGUCCAUCCCUCUUUUCAACAAUACUUCAUGUCUAUGUUUCUACAGACUCGCAGACACGUCGCAUUCCUACUAUAUCGCUGUGAAUCCGGUCGAUGGAACUGUGGCGAUUUCGUUGCCUCUUCAUAAGCAAGUUCUGAAGAUUGUCAGCCUGACUCCGAGCGACCCAAGGAACAACGAAGAAGUCAGGGAGCAAACCUUGUUCUAAUUAUCAGUUCUGCUCAUCACUUACGAACUACACGGCUUCAAUUUCGAAUCAAUGAAAUCAAUUGAAAUGAAAUGUUCUCCAUGAACAGGGUUUUCAGGUGAUUGCGGGAGACGGAACGACUUGCGCCUCUGCGGUCGACUCGUGUGGAGACGGAGGACUUGCUCUCAACGCCCAGUUGAUCUUCAACAAAGGGGUUUCCUACGACAGAGAUGGCACUCUAUACUGUACGUCCUCCAGUAGAAUUCAUUGAAGGAGAACUUUUUUUUUGAAGUGGCCGACAGUCGCCGGAUCAGAAUCGUCGACGUCAGCGGUCACAUCAGAAGUAUCGGCGACGCUUCGCCCGACUCUAAUCCAGGAUGUCAUUUCUACAUGCGGCUCGCUAAUCUUCAGGUUGGGACUCACUUCUGUUUCUUAAAAACGAUCGGCCAAAAAAAAAUCAGAUCUGACGGAAACGCGCAACAUUCAAUUUUCCACAGGAAAAACUUUUUUGAUUGCGGUGCAUUUUUUUUCCAUUUUUUCUUGCGACAUAUUUAAAGAUUGCUUUGAAAAGCGGGAAUUGAACAGUUUUUAGUUGACUUUUGACAAAACGACUUUGCUCGAGAAGUACACACUUUUUUUUCAUCUCAAAUUAACUUCUAGGCUUGCGAAAAGACUCAGAUGGAGAUAGAUUCUCAAAAAUGCAAUAUUCCAUGCCUUUUCAUUCGAAGCUUGAGUUCAGUUGGAAUGGCCUACAUCUGUUUCUGUCGACCCCUCUUCCAACACCAUCUACGUCCUCGAUUCCAACAUCGUCUACGAAAUCGAGCCUGCUCACGACAUCGCUCGCAUUGUCCUCGGAUCUCCCACCUCGUGCACCAACUCUUCUAGCCAGAUUCCGCUGCGUCACGCCCGCGACAUCGCUGUCGCACCUGACGGCUCUCUCUACAUUGUCGAAUCGGAUGCCAAGCGUAUCAACCAGGUGAAUAUUAGGGAUGCGUAAUUGUAAUACCUUUCAAAAAAAGGCUUCGCAACUAUUUGAAUAUGUGAGAAAAGUGCGAAAUUAUUUGCUUUUUGUUUUUAAAAAGUCGACUAUUCUCUCGUGGACUUUUUUUUUGCAGCUGCGUCGUUUGUCGCCAGAUCGAGCUGCGAUCUCUUUGGUAGCCGGCGGCGUUUCUCCGUGCUCUUGCGACGUGCCGACGUGCGGCUGCGACGACUCGAACAGUCUUCUUGCGGUCGCUGCUCGCAACGCCCAUCUCAACUCGCCUUCUUCAGUCGCUAUCAACGCCGCAGGCGUCGUUUUUCUCGCAGAUUCAGCCAAUGGGAAGGUGAAACGCGUUUUUGUUCGAGGAGCUCGCUACGACCCCCAUUCGCGAACCUACAAAGUCACAGCUGGAGAGAAAAACGAGGUUUUUUUUUUAUUUCGUUAAAGAUGAAUUUCACAUCAAUAUUUGCGCAAAACUAUCAAAAAAAGUUUGACCACAUAAAUUUUUAUCAAAAAAAAUACAUUUUUUAUCACCACAGUGUGAACUAGCGGUACAUUAAUAUACUACAAAAAGUUUUUUUUUGCUUAAAAAACGGUUUUGGCAGACGGUAAAUAUACAUUACUAUAGAUAGAAAAAGUCAAAUAGAUAUCAAGGCUAAAGUUAAUGACUUUUUCAUGAUACGAAAUUCAAAUUUUUUUAAUAAAAAUGAACUUCUCUAUUUUCGCUUCGUGUGAGAAGUAGCUUUCAUUCCACAAAUAUCCCAAUUCAGUUAAGAGUUUUUCAUAAAUACCGAAAAACUGGAAAUUAACUCUUCUCAAUAGAAUAAAUAUUUUGUUUUCACUGCAUAUAGUAAUUAAUGUUGCUAAAAUAAUACAAAAAAAGUGCAGUAGAAUAACUAGCAACAGGAAAUAGUCCACUCGAACGAGUAGACUCUGACCCGAGGCAAGACAAGAAUCAGAGCGAUCGGGGAGGAAUUGAGCUCAAAAAGGCGGAGUUUGGGAGAACAUGUUUGACUCGUAGAGAAUCAGCAGAGACGUUAAAAUCUGCUCUAGAAGUUAACCUAUUCCAUAAGGGAAUAGUUUUGGAAAACAAGUCUUUAUUAAAAUGACCGGAAGUGCGAAGUGUAAACGUAGAAAAGAGGUUUUCCCUUUUGCGUUUCUGGAAAAAAAAGUUUUCAGUUUUUUAUAUUAUUGAAAAGUUUUUGUAUCUAAUUUCAAAAGAAGUCAAACUACAUACACGAUUCUCGAAACUAAUCAACUUUCUGAUAUUUGCUACCUAUCAUUUUCAUCUCUUGCAACAUUGAAACCAACUCAAAGAUAGACGCGCUGUUUGCAAAUGCGUCGUGGACUACUGUCCCUUUUAAAUAAAUGAUCAUUGUCGUUUAGAUCUUCCCCUGAAAUUUUCUCUUUGAAGGCCUAUAUCUUCAACCGACAUGGUCUGCACUUGUCGACAGUGUCGCUCCUAUCCGGAAAAAGCGUUUUGAACUUCACCUACAACAUCGACUCGAGCCUCGGCAAGCUCGUAUCAAUCCAGGGCUCCGGAGGCCUCUCUCUGCGUCUCCUCAGAGACAACGACACUCACGUCAACAUCGAGGCUCCGAACGGCGAAAGUUUGAGACUUUUCAUGAGUGCGUAUGACGGAUUGCUGGAGACCGUGCAGCAUGGAGUGAAAGGUGAGCGCUCUUCCCGAGGAUCUGCUCUUGGAUGCCGAGAUUCAGACUCGAUCAGCCUGAACUACCAAGGUCGCGGUCUUUUGCACUCGCGCGUCGAUACUGAGAAGGCCGUAGUGUUUGGUUACGACGACUUCGGCAGGGCGCGGUCGUUGAGACGCGACGGCGAAAACUGGGAACUUGCGGAGGAGAAGGCCUGACGAUUCUUGGUUCUGGACUUGAUGUAUAAAUUUUACAGAUAAUACAGGGAAGGAUAAGUACCCAGGUUCGCUUGAACGGUGUGCCUUUUGCGGAUGUGAAAAAUUCGUGA